Molecule: messenger RNA, 1008 nt
Organism: Acaulospora colombiana
Lineage: Eukaryota; Fungi; Glomeromycota; Glomeromycetes; Diversisporales; Acaulosporaceae
Source: the annotation of a GenBank genome assembly
AUGGAGAAACAAAGGCUAAUUGCCGAACAGGUUCACGACCUCAGUAUGGAGCCCACAGACCCAACGAUGAGGACGAUGAAGACCGCCCUGCACGAGGACCUAAGGAGCGACAUCAAACAUCUCCCAAAGAACCUCCAUCACGACGACUAUAUCAUUGUCAACGUCGGACCUUCUAUCGUCCCCGCAUACCUCCCAUCCUUCCGCAUCUUCCAGUACAACAUCACCGACUAUAGCGGUCCCAAGAUUACGGAUGAUAUCCAGUACACCACCGAGUCCUGGAACGCCCUCAAAGUCCCCCCCUCGGAAUACGACGCGCACGACGAAGAUGAAUCCGUGGAGGUCCACCCGGCGUACCGACCUUUCGUACCCCGCGUGUUCCGUAAUAACCGCGACGGUGUUGAUGCGAACGGAAAGCGGAGACACCACCACCGUCACCCCGAAAAACCAGACUGCUCUAAGCCCGAGAACAAGGAAAAGUACGCGUGUAGGCCUUGGGGUCCGCGCCACGCGAGCCCAGAUUCGCCCAGCCGGACUAACCGUCUCUGGUCGCUCCUUGGCUACGCACAAUACUACCUCCCCGACGUGGCAGAAGCGACGGAGAAGAAGCCGCCCAAGUUCAAGUUGGAGUAUGUGACACAUGCGGUGGAGGCGCUUCGUCCGCCGAACACGACCGAUGCGAAUGUGACGCGCAAGUGGAUUCCACCGGUGCCGAAACAUUUAUUGCCAAAGUCGCUAAGGCAGGAGAAUCGGACCAAGAGCAAGUUUGCGCCGUAUACGAUGGAUGAUUUGACGAUUCCGAGUUGGAUUGAGUUGGCGACGAGGUUGGGGAAGAGUAAAAAGAUGUGGCAAAAGUUCCUCGGAUUUAUGUACAUGGGGGAGAAUGUGGAGGGAGAUGGGAAGAAGAAGAAGGUCGAGUUGGUGGAUGGGGAGGAGGGAUGGUCGGACGUGCAGGCACCGUCGCUCGAAGAUAUUCUGCUGGAUGAUUUGCUGGAUCUAAAGGAUGAGUAG